AUGGACCAGUUUUUCAUUCGUUGUCUAUCUCUUGAUAUUCAUAUCUAUCUAGCUAUCUAUCCAUCUAUUUCAUUCUGUUCAUUAUCUAUCUAUCUCUCUCAUUCUCUUCAUUAUCUAUCUAUCUAUCUAUCUAUCUAUCUAUCUAUCUAUCUAUCUAUCUAUCUCAUUCUCUUCAUUAUCUAUAUAUCCAUCUAUUUCAUUCUGCACAUUAUCUCUCUCUCUCUCUCUCUCUCUCUCAUUCUAUUCAUUAUCUAUCUCUCCAUCUAUCUCAUUCUGUCCAUUAUCUAUCUAUCUAUCUAUCUAUCUAUCUAUCUAUCUAUCUAUCUAUCUGUCUGUCUACAUUUCUUAUUUCUCUGUUUCUCUGUUCUUUCUUGUGCUGCUAUCUAUCUAUCUAUCUAUCUAUCUAUCUAUCUAUCUAUCUAUCUAUCUCUAUAUAUAUAUAGUAAAACCAUCGCUUUAUCUGCUUUGACAGCUGACCACUCAUACACCAUUAUUUUUCUCUAUCACCAAUGUGAGAGGCGUAGAAUUUCUGUUGUAAUGAUGGCUAGAAAUAGUCAUACAUUUCCCUCACUGCUGCCAAUUCUACUUCCAUAUUUCUUCAGCGAAAUAAGUAACGCUUUCUUUAUCAUAUUACGUCUCUUCUCGCCAUUUUAUCUCUGCCUUAUAAGCGAAUAUAUUCUUUGA
Molecule: messenger RNA, 684 nt
Organism: Acanthosepion pharaonis
Lineage: Eukaryota; Metazoa; Mollusca; Cephalopoda; Sepiida; Sepiidae
Source: the annotation of a GenBank genome assembly